ACAGCCGUCAGCUGUUUUUUUACUCAGGCGGGCGGGCUUGUACACGAGUUCACACGACGCAAGCAUUUUUACAUACCUGGCGGUAUUUGGCACAGUUGAUUUCGAGCAGAAGGUUUAGCCGGUUGUUAUCAUAAAUACUAAAAAUCUCUUGGAUUUAAAGAAGCUAACAACCAACAAGAAAAUAUUAAAAUGGCUGAACCUAUCAGAGUUGUUGUCACCGGCGCUGCUGGUCAGAUCGCCUACUCUCUGCUCUACCAGAUUGCGUCUGGUGCCGUGUUCGGCCCCAACCAGCCAGUCUACCUCCACCUUCUUGAUAUCGCCCCUAUGAUGGGAGUCCUUGAAGGUGUGGUCAUGGAACUGGCUGACUGUGCCCUGCCUCUUCUCGCUGGUGUUCUGCCAACAGCUAAACCUGAGGAAGCAUUCAAAGAUGUUGUUGCUGCAUUCCUCGUUGGUGCCAUGCCCAGGAAAGAGGGUAUGGAAAGGAAAGAUCUCCUUGCCGCCAAUGUUCGCAUUUUCAAGGAACAGGGUCAAGCCCUUGACAAAGUUGCCCGCAAGGAUGUGAAAGUCCUGGUUGUUGGAAACCCAGCUAACACAAAUGCUCUUAUUUGCUCUAAGUAUGCUCCAUCCAUUCCUAAAGAGAACUUCACAGCUAUGACUCGCCUUGACCAGAACCGAGCCCAGUCUCAGUUGGCAGCUAAAAUUGGUGUUCCUGUACAGAAUGUAAAGAAUGUUAUUAUUUGGGGUAACCACUCAUCUACCCAGUUCCCAGAUGCAUCCAAUGCAGUUGUGACUGUUGGUGGUGCUCAGAAACCUGUGCCUGCAGCUAUCAAUGAUGAUGCUUACUUGAAAUCUACCUUCGUCACAACAGUUCAGAAGCGUGGAGCUGCCGUUAUCGCCGCAAGAAAAAUGUCUUCUGCUUUGUCUGCCGCGAAAGCCGCAUCUGACCACAUGAGGGAUUGGUUCUUGGGUAGUGGCGACCGUUGGGUGAGCAUGGGUGUUGUCUCCGACGGAUCAUAUGGUACCCCCCGUGAUGUCGUAUUUUCGUUCCCUGUCACAACCGCCAAUGGCAAAUGGAAGAUCGUACAAGGCCUGACCAUCAAUGACUUCGCUCGCCAAAUGCUCGAUGCUACGGGCAAGGAACUGGCCGAAGAAAAACAAGAGGCCAUGGACGUUUGCAAAGAUUGAUCUAGCACAUAGAGUAAUAAGCAAUAUAGAUUAGUUUAUACAUUAUGUACGAUCUGUAGCCGCUCAUUAAUUACAGUUAUCACAGAACGGCUUCAUUGUGAUCAACAUAGCUAUUAGUUUCGAAGGUCGCACGUAAUAACUUAUCUGUCCAAUCUGUCAUAUCAUCUGACUGCAAAAAUUUGCUUUAAUUAGGCAUUUCUUUUAUGGUUUUGAAUAUACUGUUUUUUAUUUUCAUAUUUCAAAGCAUUUAUAUUAUAUAAAUUUCGUAAUAUUUUUGAGACUUUUAUUUUAUUUUUCUGGUUCAUAUUUUUUGAAUAAUUAGAUAUUACAUAAGUCUAUUCUGUUAUCAUGUUUUCUGUUAGUUGUAAAUUGAUAACACACUGAACCAUUGCUUGAUGAAGGUCACUGUAAAUAAAGAUUAUUAUUAUUUUA
Messenger RNA from Helicoverpa armigera (cotton bollworm), 1617 nucleotides. It is a transcript of the gene Mdh1, whose product is annotated as Malate dehydrogenase 1. Gene Ontology annotation, molecular function: L-malate dehydrogenase (NAD+) activity. The coding region runs from base 190 to 1185 and encodes 331 amino acids. The transcript is spliced from 2 exons. Gene Ontology annotation, biological process: malate metabolic process; oxaloacetate metabolic process; tricarboxylic acid cycle. Gene Ontology annotation, cellular component: mitochondrion; cytosol. The record is from RefSeq and is a predicted model, not a curated record. Lineage: Eukaryota; Metazoa; Arthropoda; Insecta; Lepidoptera; Noctuidae.